UGUACCUACCAAGGCCACGUCCAAACCUGUUCCACUUCGCCUGUCUACAUGUGCACUCGAAGACAUACACUCUCCGUCUGCAAACAAGGACCUCUUGCCAGGCCAAUUUGGCGUAGGCCACCUUCGAGGACACCAUGAACUCAGACGGCGAAUCUCCAGUCGCUCGCUUCAUCACUCACGAAGAUACUCCAUGGACUGCCGUAGCCUGUCACAACCGAUACCUUGACGAGAAACACCUCAGUCAAAGUCCGUCUCUAGCUGACGCGUCACUCGAGUCGUCACCGACUGCCCUGUUCAGUACGCGCGAACCCUCGAUCACCACCAAGCCCACAUCGUACGGCACCGACUACCUGGGCCACGGCCAAAACAAGAAAAGCAAAGCAGACACCACAUACACGGCAUCGCUCUCCGCUACUCACGGCUCGGGAUCAGAAGCAGAAGCAGAAGCAGGGCAUGACAAUGCUCUCGACGCCACUCUCUUCGGCGCAGGGGCAUGGUCGACGAGCCACCAAGGGCAGGGCCAAUCACUCCGCAGGCAUGAGCAUGCAAGAGUCAGGCUUUCGAAAUCCCUGCCUUACCGCAUCAAGAAACCCCCAGUUGUUCUUCAUCAAAUCACUAGCAACGCAGGCUCUGAACGUCACCGCACUGACCCGCGCACCACCAUCCCUCCGUCGUCAAUUAAGGAUGAACCGAAAUACCUCUUCCACCUCAUACCUCGACAGCACUACAUCAUGCUUGGGCUUUUGUCUCUCAUAUUCCUGACUGUCAUCUCGUGCGCAGCGCAUCUGCACUCUGUAGAUAGGGCAGAGGCGGCAUUGCGCAAGCGUAUAGUCUUCGGAACUACAACGCUUGUGGUACUCGAGGUUAUCGUCACAGCACUUGCAGCACAGCGUACUCUGCUUGAAGCUUCCCUGCUUGGUCUUUUUCCAUUGGGGAUUGGUUCUAUGGUUUUGUCGCACCUUGAUGAACUUGUUUAACUUUCUAGCAAAUGACUAAUAGCGAAACAUCUCUUGACGGUCUUGCAUACGGUGGCCCUCGUCGGCACUGCAAUAUUUUCAGCAUCGCAGGUCC
This is a messenger RNA of Didymella exigua CBS 183.55, 1071 nucleotides long. RefSeq lists its product as uncharacterized. The transcript is spliced from 3 exons. Lineage: Eukaryota; Fungi; Ascomycota; Dothideomycetes; Pleosporales; Didymellaceae. The coding region runs from base 135 to 977 and encodes 280 amino acids. The record is from RefSeq and is a predicted model, not a curated record.